Messenger RNA from Pelodiscus sinensis (Chinese soft-shelled turtle), 650 nucleotides. The record is from RefSeq and is a predicted model, not a curated record. Lineage: Eukaryota; Metazoa; Chordata; Testudines; Trionychidae.
CAGGAGGAGACCCCACCUCCCCGCCCCGUCACUGACCCUUCUCGCUCGGGCGCCCCCAGGGGACAAGGCGCUGGACGGCUACAGCAAGAAGAAGUACGUGUGCAAGCUGCUCUUCAUCUUCCUGCUGGGCCAUGACAUCGACUUCGGGCACAUGGAGGCCGUCAACCUGCUGAGCUCCAACAAGUACACGGAGAAGCAAAUUGGUUACCUGUUCAUCUCGGUGCUGGUGAACUCCAAUAGCGAACUGAUCCGCCUCAUCAACAACGCCAUCAAGAACGACCUGGCGAGCCGCAACCCCACCUUCAUGUGCCUGGCACUGCACUGCAUCGCCAACGUGGGCAGCCGCGAGAUGGGCGAGGCCUUCACCUCCGAGGUGCCCCGUGUCCUGGUGGCUGGGGACACCAUGGACAGCGUCAAGCAGAGCGCAGCCCUCUGCCUCCUGCGCCUCUACAAGACCUCGCCCGACCUAGUGCCCAUGGGCGAGUGGACGUCGCCCCUCGCUGCGGGGGGGAGGGGACAGAGACCCGCCUGCCCGCCUGACCGGCCCACGUCUGCUUCUCCCCACAGGGACACCAUGGACAGCGUCAAGCAGAGCGCAGCCCUCUGCCUCCUGCGCCUCUACAAGACCUCGCCCGACCUAGUGCCCAUGG